This is a messenger RNA of Lactuca saligna, 1521 nucleotides long. The record is from the annotation of a GenBank genome assembly. Lineage: Eukaryota; Viridiplantae; Streptophyta; Magnoliopsida; Asterales; Asteraceae.
CACUUUUCCUCUCUUUCUCUCUCUUUCUUUCUCUUGGAAGCCCUUGACUCUUUGAUAUUAAUUACCUUUCGCUGUCUUCUGUGAUAAAAAAUCUAGGGUAGGUGAGGAGUCUAUGGCUAUAAGAAGAGAUGUUUUGUUUGCCUAGUCCUUUCAUUCUUCUUCACUAAACCAAAAAGAGAGCCAGAAAGCAGAAAGAACAAAGUAGCAACGCAAAAUAUAUCACUUUUUUGUCUCUGACUUGACUUGAGACUUGAGAGUGUGCUACAAUUAUCACUCAUCAUCAAUCAUUCAUAUACAGUCAUAUAUAUACUUAUAUAACUAGUUUUUCAUAUGGCUUCAUCAAAUAGACACUGGCCUAGUAUGUUCAAAUCCAAACCCACCUGCAACACUCAUCAUCACCACCAAUGGCAAUCUCACGACUCCAACAAUCUCCUUUCUUCUCCCUGUCACAGAUCUCCUUACACCUCCGGAUGCGAGGAGAGAAGCCCGGAACCGAAGCCAAGAUGGAACCCAAAACCUGAACAAAUCCGAAUCCUUGAAUCGAUUUUCAACUCCGGAAUGGUGAAUCCUCCGAGAGACGAAAUCAGAAAAAUCCGAGCGCAGCUUCAAGAAUAUGGACAAGUUGGUGAUGCUAACGUGUUUUACUGGUUCCAAAACAGAAAAUCUAGAAGCAAACACAAGAGUCGACAUCUCCAAAAAACCCAAAACCACCAAUCUCUUCCGGUUUCUGCUGCCACCACAAAGGUGGCAACCACCUCUUCAUCGUCUUCAUCGGAAAAGUCAUCCUCUAAGUCAAUCGAGUUUCUCCUCAACUCCCCUACAGCUUCAGUAAACCAACCACCACAUGCCUACUUUGGCGGUGGAGGGACGGGAUACCACCACCAACACCAUAGCGAAUUCUCGCAAGAACCCUUCUUUUUCACCACAGUUCAACAACCACCACCGCCACAACCACCUAUCGCCACCACCGCUAGUUUCACACAAGGGUUUUCUUUCUCGGAGUUGGGAAAUGCGAUUAAUCAAGAUCAUCACCAUGGAAAUCUUGAUCAGAAUGUUGGGAGUAGCUCUGGGAUGUUGCUAACUGAUUUAAUGAUGAUGACUCGCCAAAAUGGUAUCUCAAAGAAUAAUACUAACAAAGGUGUUGAAGAAGAGAAAAUGGUGAAAAUGUCAACGUAUAAUUUUACUCAUCCUUCAGCUCCUGCUUCCAUUGUCACUCCAAAUCAUCCUCCUCCUCCUACUACUACUAAUGUUCCAUCAACAGUAAAUGAUAUCCGAGGUUUAGAGGAACCAGGUAAUGGGAAAUCAACGGUGUUCAUCAAUGACGUGGCAUUUGAGGUAGCAUCUGGGCCGUUUAAUGUGAGGGAGGCGUUUGGUGAUGAUGCGGUGUUGAUACACUCUUAUGGACAGCCAGUGGUGACAAACGAGUGGGGGGUAACUCUUCAGUCUCUUCAACAUGGUUCAUUUUAUUACUUGGUGCGCUCAUUCUCAUAUGAUCAAUCAAGCACCAUAGACUUGAUUUAA